GCACAUCCUCGGCAUCGUCACACCUAUCGUAGGCAUGCAUUUGCUAUCCCACACCCCAACUGCUUGCUCUUGUCUUACUCCCCAUUUCUCGCCGCCUCACAUGCCAACCAACUCUGCGCCGCUACCCCACAAGCCCUGCGUCUUACAAGUGCUCGCUGGCAACUUGGCAUCCCCAGCCCGCUCACCCGCUAGCUGCCUUGCGUCCUUCGUGGUCCCUACCAGCAAUGGCAACUGACAUCAAUCCAUGACACCAGUCUUUUACCUUGCUUGCUUGAGGCUGAUACUAUUACCAACUCACUUAGCACGUACAUAACUACGGAGUACAUGCCUAUCUAUCUCUACAUACCGCCACCACUUCCAUCGGGCGCAUACUGUAGGUGCUACUGUAGGUACACACAUGUAACGAUGGAGAUCCCGGUAUCGCAUCGACGACGACGGCUUCUCUCACCGCCGGCUCUCCCUGUCAUCCUCCCCGAGUCUUCAAUAUCCUGUCAUCCGGC
Messenger RNA from Trichoderma harzianum CBS 226.95, 500 nucleotides. RefSeq lists its product as hypothetical. NCBI's taxonomy places the organism in Eukaryota, Fungi, Ascomycota, Sordariomycetes, Hypocreales, Hypocreaceae. The record is from RefSeq and is a predicted model, not a curated record. The transcript has a single exon. Bases 35 to 235 code for a protein of 66 amino acids.